Molecule: messenger RNA, 420 nt
Organism: Necator americanus (New World hookworm)
Lineage: Eukaryota; Metazoa; Nematoda; Chromadorea; Rhabditida; Ancylostomatidae
Exons: 5
Coding region: 1-420 (139 amino acids)
Cellular component (GO): cell surface
Source: RefSeq, a predicted model, not a curated record
AUGUAUCAGAUGAGGUUGCUUAUCAUAUUUGCUCUUGCUAUAUGCAGCUCAUCAAUAAGACAGCAAUCCGUGGCCGUAUCUGGCAGACUGAUGUGUGGAGAUCGACCAGCAGCGGGAGUAAAAGUGAAGCUAUGGGAUGAGGACGACGGACCCGAUCCAGACGAUGUUCUCGAUGAAGCAUACACAGAUGAAGGUGGCGCAUUCUUCUUAAAGGGCUCCGAACGAGAGCUAACAAACAUUGAUCCGGUGGUCAAGGUGUAUCACGACUGUGAUGAUGGGAUCUUGCCUGGACAACGCAAAGUGAAGUUCUACAUACCGGACACGUACAUCUCUUCCGGUAGUACUCCGAAACGUGUGUUUAACCUUGGAAUGAUCAAUUUGGAGAUUAUUUUUGCAAAGGAAGAACGAGUUUUCUUCUAG